AUGCCGACAGGAGUGUCAGUCAUCGAACUUUCCCCGCCAUCCGCCGACUUCGUGCAAAGACGCGUCAGCUCGCUUGGGCCAUGGGUACUUGGGGGUUUCCUCGAUAGCGUGCUUAUGGGCGUCAUCUUCUGUCAAGUAGUCACCUAUUAUCGAACACGGGCGCCAGCAGAGUCGGCUGUGCAGAGAUUCUACAACGCGGUCGUUUUCGCUGUCUUCGGUCUAUCGGUGCUCAAGACGGCUCAAUGUAUCGCGGUGGUGUGGGUGCAGAAUGUGAUGGAUUACGCAAAUCCAGAUGUCGCACGGUUGCUGGUAGCGAAGGCGUGGUGGCAAGUAUCAAUGCCGCUCAUGACCGCGGUUAUUGGCACCACGGUCCAGUCGUUCUUUUGUUUCAGAUACUACAUGCUUUCCCACAACUGGACUCUCUGCGUUCCCAUCAUAUGCGCGAUGUGUGUCGGUCUUGCAGGCGUUUGCCUUUCCCUGGCUAACAUCCUGUCGGGGAAUGCCAAGGCUAAAGUAAUGUGGCUUCUGGCGAGUCAUCUGGUUCCUUUAAUAUUCGUGGGAGAUCUAAAACGAUCACAGGUGCAUCUUAUCGGAGUUUUCGUUGCCGACUUUCUUAUCACCGCUGGCACGAUUCAUUCUCUCCAACGACGGAGUGCUGGCCUUCAACGCACCGCUCUACUUAUCAACCGAUUGCUCCGUUUGGUUUUCGAGAGUGCGAUUCCACCCACGGUCGUGGCAACGAUAGACUUGAUCAUGACGCAAACCCUCGGCCAGGCUCAUUUGCUCUGGCACAUGCUUCUGAACAUCGCCCUAGGGAAAGUGUACGUCGUGAGCCUUUUAUACACACUCAACUCCAUCAACGCGUAUCGCACACGGGACGGGAGCCAGGAGGUCUAUUCUUAUAACGACCGACGGACGUCACGUCGCGCUACUAAUCUGGAACUCGGGAGUCGCGGGUUGGGCCAUCAGCUCUCCUCCAAGGACCAAAUCUUCGUUCACACCCAGGUGUCCACACAUGUAUCUCCGGAAACGUUUUCCCCUCGAUCCGAGUACAAGCAUUCCGCUCCGCCCACACCCAGAGAUGACACGUCUAGUCACAAUGCUAGCGAUCAUGUUACAUUUGCUCAGUGA
Messenger RNA from Mycena indigotica, 1131 nucleotides. RefSeq lists its product as uncharacterized. Bases 1 to 1131 code for a protein of 376 amino acids. Lineage: Eukaryota; Fungi; Basidiomycota; Agaricomycetes; Agaricales; Mycenaceae. The record is from RefSeq and is a predicted model, not a curated record. The transcript is spliced from 14 exons.